AUGGAAAGAUCGUUGCAAAACUUGGAAGAGGUGAAAGUUGCUUCUCCAUUGAAGACCAACCAAGUUAAUUCUCCGCGUGAGGUUUUGAAACAAUCCAAUGACAGUAAGGCUAAGGGAAGCAAUACCAAGUCUUCUCCUUCCACUCCUGUAAGAAGUAAAAGCCCAACUCUUCCAGCAAAGAAGGACAAGAAAACACCUUCCGAGAAUGUUAGGGCCUCAUGGAAGACUCCCGAGAAUAUGAAAUUCAAAUCAUGGUCAAAACCUUCGCCUUGGAGCGCUUCUAAAGCUGAGAGAUUCAAAGAUGAAAAUGUUUUGACCCCUCCCCCUACAAAAUACAACAUGAACCUUUCGUCAAUGGACUCGAAGGAAUUUGCUUCCAUUUUCAAAUCUCAAAGUCCAAGAUUUAAGGAGCCUAAAAUUGAGACACCUCCUCCAACCAAAUACAACGUUGUGGAUCCAAACUUAAAACAUGGAGAUUUGGCCUCUGUCAGUUUCAAAACGACAACUAAAAGAGAAUUUGAAAUGGACAGAAAACCAACGUCACCUGGAUGCACUCAGUAUUCUCCAGUGACCUCAUCAAUGGAUUUCAAGCAUGGAAUUGUCUCCUCCUUCAGGUCAUCAGUCGACAGAUUUAAAUUACCGACCCCUUUGACGCCUCCUCCAACAAAAUACAACGUCAAUACUUCGACUUUCAAAGUCAAGAAAGACAAUAAGGCUUUUGGAUCAAUGUCGCCAAGAUUUGUUGAGCCAAAAUCAUGCACCCCUCCAUCGACCACGUAUGACACCAGCAAGUAUUCUGAUUUUUGUAAGCAAGUCACAAAAAACACCUCAUCCCCAUUUAGCACUUCCGCGAGUAGAUUUUUCGAUUUGACUCUGAAAGAAGCAAGUAAGGUGCCACCAGCUGGAGCGUACACAGUGCCAGCAAAUUGGGAGGAAAUUAUUUACAAAGGUCCAUCCAAAAAGUAA
Molecule: messenger RNA, 966 nt
Organism: Naegleria fowleri
Lineage: Eukaryota; Heterolobosea; Eutetramitea; Acrasida; Naegleriidae
Exons: 1
Coding region: 1-966 (321 amino acids)
Source: RefSeq, a predicted model, not a curated record